Drosophila takahashii is the source of this 1122-nucleotide messenger RNA. RefSeq names its product putative gustatory receptor 59d. Lineage: Eukaryota; Metazoa; Arthropoda; Insecta; Diptera; Drosophilidae. Gene Ontology annotation, biological process: sensory perception of taste. The record is from RefSeq and is a predicted model, not a curated record. Gene Ontology annotation, cellular component: membrane.
AUGGCUGACCUGGUCAAAUUGUGUCUGUACAUCUCGUAUUUCUACGGACGUUUAACUGGAGUGCUAAACUUUGAGAUCGACUUGAGAACGGGUAAAACCCGCAUUACCAAAUGGGCCACAACCUAUUCAGCAUGUGCCCAAGUGUUUUUAUUCACCUUUAUGACUUAUCACACCUAUGAAACGAGGACUAUGAUUAAUAUGUGGGCAAAGACCAAUUCGCUUCAUAAGUCUGUGUUUUUGAUUAUGGCCGUGUUUCGGAUCCUUUGUGUCCUAUUGGCCUUGAUUUAUCGGUGGUCAAAGCGUCAACGGUUCAUACGAUUGUUUAACUCAUUCCGCCGGCUAUUUCGCAAUAAUCCCGAGGUUAUUCAAUACUGUCGCAAAGGAAUCCUCAGCAAGUGCUUCUGCGCCACAGCGACGGAACUCAUACAGCUGGCAAUGUCACUAAUACUGGUGCAGAAAUAUCUAACUAUUACCUUGGCUCUGGGCAUUUGGUCGGUCCUAACCAUGUCGGCUAUUACCAAUGUGAUUAUAACCCAGUACUAUUUUGCAAUUGCAAAUAUACGUGGGCGCUACAUUCUCCUCAAUAAAGAGCUUGAAGCGAUUUUAAACGAAGCUCAAUCCUUAGCACCCAACCGACGUGGAGUGUUUGUGACGAAAUGUUGCUCUUUGGCCGACCGCUUGGAUGAGAUAUCUCAUACACAAUCUGAGCUACAGGACCUGACAGAUCGCCUGUCGAAAACCUAUGAGCUGCAGCUACUUUGCAUGGCCAUUACAUAUUACCUGAACUCGGUUGGAGGCUUCUACAUCAUGUUUAGUCUUGGAAAGUAUAAAAACCUGGUCGAGGAUUGGCCAAAGAUCGUUUUAUUCUUGGGAGUAGCAUACUUUUUUUUUUUCUACCUCGAUAGCUGGGUUACCAUGUUUAAUUCUUUCCAUCUCUUGGACGUCCAUGCUGAAAUGGUUAAGCUGAUGGCGCAGCGAACUUUACUUUCUCCCGAUUUGGACAAUCGUUUGGAGGCAACAUUUGAAAGUUUCGAACUUAACCUGGCACGUAAUCCAUUCAAACUUUUGGAAUUUUUGAAGCUGAUCGCACCACAUGCUUUACUUGGCUUAACUCGACCAUAA